This is a messenger RNA of Teleopsis dalmanni, 3328 nucleotides long. RefSeq names its product 2-oxoglutarate dehydrogenase, mitochondrial-like. NCBI's taxonomy places the organism in Eukaryota, Metazoa, Arthropoda, Insecta, Diptera, Diopsidae. The record is from RefSeq and is a predicted model, not a curated record. Gene Ontology annotation, cellular component: mitochondrion; oxoglutarate dehydrogenase complex. The transcript is spliced from 2 exons. Bases 334 to 3291 code for a protein of 985 amino acids. Gene Ontology annotation, biological process: tricarboxylic acid cycle. Gene Ontology annotation, molecular function: thiamine pyrophosphate binding; oxoglutarate dehydrogenase (succinyl-transferring) activity.
UUUUUUUUAUUGUAUGUGUUGUUGCCCAGUUUUGUGUGCUCGUAAAGGUUCUCCGAAAUAUAUUUUAAGAUAAUUUUUUCUUUAAAAUAUAUUCGCGAGUGAUUAAUUUUAAUACAUCACACAUAUUUUUGGCUUAAAUUUAAUUACAAUAAAUAAUUUGUCUAUCAUUUUCUGAGAACGAGUACCGUAAGAUGUCAGGAAAAGAAGUAUGAAAAGGAUAAGAAAGUCAAUUUUAACAUUUAUUGUCACUGUUAGUGCUUGGUUUACGUUCUCAGUGAGUUUCUAAUCAAAAUAUUUUUAUCGUCGCUGUUCAUUUGAAAUUAUAAAACCAAUAUGUAUCGAGCAAACGGUACCAUCAAUAUGACUUUAAAAUGGAUAAGAAAUUGCAGCAAGAGAAAUUUUAUUCGAAAUUUAGGAUCUGCUAUUUAUGUUCGUAAAUAUAGUACAGAUGCAACUGAACAAUUUGCAAAUGGCGCAACUGCUGCCUAUAUUGAGGAAAUGUACAAGUCUUGGUUGAAUGAUCCAAAAUCAGUACAUGAGUCUUGGGAUGCCUACUUUCGUUCCAAUUCAUAUACAGCGGUAAAUAAAAACUUAAAGCCAUUGUCAGCAAUACUUCAUCGUAGAGAACCUGAUGAAAAAACAAUUGACGAUAAUUUGGCAGUGCAGGCAAUUAUCAGAAGUUAUCAAAUUCGGGGACAUAACAUUGCUCGCGUCGAUCCACUUGAAAUUAAUGAUACUGAUGUUCCUGAUAAAAGAACCACAAAAGCUAUUUAUGCUAGUUUCAAUUUUGAUGAAAGUGACAUGGAACGUGAAUUUAAAUUGCCUAGUACAACGUUUAUUGGCGGUGAUCAGUCCUCCCUAUCAUUGAAGGAUAUUUUAAGUCGCUUAGAGAAUGUGUACUGCAAUAAAAUUGGUGUGGAGUUUAUGUACAUAAAUUCAUUGGAACAACGUAACUGGAUCAAAAAACGCUUCGAGUACCCAGGUGUGAUUGAUUUUACACCUGUGAAGAAGCGUUUAAUUUUAUCGCGCUUGAUACGUGCUACUGGAUUUGAAGAUUUUCUAGCAAAAAAAUACUCUUCGGAAAAACGUUUUGGUUUAGAAGGUUGCGAAAUAAUGAUUGCUGCAUUAAAAGAGAUUAUUGAUGUUUCAACUGAUUUAGGUGUGGAAUCUAUUAUAAUGGGUAUGCCACAUCGUGGUCGUUUAAAUACUUUAGCUAAUGUCUGCAGAAAACCAUUAGAAAAAAUAUUUAAUCAAUUUGCUGGCUUAGAAGCUGCUGAUGAUAGUUCCGGUGAUGUGAAAUACCAUUUGGGCACAUAUAUUAAUCGUUUAAAUCGUGUUACGAAUAAAAAUAUACGUUUGGCAGUUGUUGCUAAUCCAUCUCAUUUAGAAGCUGUAGAUCCUAUUGUACAAGGCAAAACACGCGCUGAGCAAUUCUAUUGUGGUGAUCAGGAAGGCAAAAAAGUGAUGUCAAUACUUUUGCAUGGUGAUGCAGCCUUUUGUGGUCAAGGUGUAGUUUACGAAACAAUGCACUUGUCUGAUUUGCCAGAUUACUCAACGCAUGGUACCAUACACUUAGUUGUGAAUAAUCAAGUUGGUUUCACCACCGAUGCAAGUUCCGCUCGCUCUUCGCCAUCUUGUACUGAUGUCGCACGUAUUGUCAAUGCACCUAUUUUUCAUGUCAACGCAAAUGAACCAGAAGCAGUUAUGCAUGUCUCCAAAGUUGCUGCUGAAUGGCGCGCUGCAUUCCACAAAGAUGUUGUCAUAGAUCUGGUUUGUUAUCGUCGUAAUGGACACAAUGAAAUUGAUGAACCAAUGUUUACUCAACCAUAUAUGUACCGGAAGAUCGAAAAAAUGAAGAAUUGCUUAGAUUUGUAUGCUGAAAAACUUAUCGGUGAAGAUGUUGUCACACCUGACGAGGUUAAUACUAUUUCUGCUGAAUACCAAAAAAUUUGCGAAGAAGCUUUCGAAAAUGCAAAAAAGGAAACAUACAUUAAAUAUAAAGACUGGCUUGAUUCGCCUUGGUCUGGCUUCUUCGAAGGUAAAGAUCCAUUGUUAGUUUUACCAACUGGCGUCAAAGAAGAAACGUUGGUAUACAUUGGUAAUAGAUUUUCUCAAAUACCGGCUGAUUUCGUUAUUCAUAAAGGUUUAUUCCGUAUAUUGACUGCACGCAAAGCAAUGGUUGAUGAAAAAGAAGUUGAUUGGGCGCUUGGUGAAGCAAUGGCUUUUGGUUCUUUACUUAAAGAGGGCAUACAUGUCCGCUUAUCUGGUCAAGAUGUAGAACGUGGAACAUUUUCACAUCGGCAUCAUGUGCUGCAUCAUCAGCUUAUUGAUAAAGUUACUUAUAACAGCUUACAGCACUUGUAUCCCAAUCAAGCACCUUACUCAAUAACAAACAGCUCUCUGUCAGAAUAUGCUGUAUUAGGUUUUGAACAUGGCUACUCAAUGACAAAUCCAAAUGCUUUAGUUCUCUGGGAGAGUCAAUUUGGUGAUUUUGCGAAUACCGCGCAGUGUAUUAUUGAUCAGUUUAUAUCUAGUGGGCAAGCCAAAUGGGCUCGUCAGUCUGGUUUAGUUAUGCUGUUACCUCAUGGUAUGGAGGGUAUGGGCCCAGAACAUUCAUCGGGCCGCAUCGAACGUUUCUUGCAAAUGUCAUCUGAUGAUCCCGAUUAUUUCCCACAUCCAAGUGAUGAAUUUUCUAUACGUCAAUUACACGAUAUUAACUGGAUUGUAGCUAAUUGUACAACACCUGCAAACUAUUUUCAUAUAUUACGACGUCAGAUUGCUUUACCUUUUCGCAAACCUUUAAUCUUAAUGACACCAAAAUCGUUGCUAAGAAAUCCAGAAGCAAAAAGUUCAUUUAGUGAGAUGAUUGAUGGCACUAAAUUUCAACGUGUUAUUCCAGAUAGAAAAUUACCUGUUCAAAAUCCCGAUUUAAUUAAAAAAAUUGUUUUUUGUUCGGGUAAGAUAUAUUAUGAUUUAACACGAGCACGUGCUGAAAGAAAACUUGAAAUGGAAAUAGCGCUCGUUCGUGUGGAACAGAUUUCACCAUUUCCGUUCGAUUUAAUUAAAGAACAAGGAUAUAUCUAUAAAUUUGCUAACCUUAUUUGGGCUCAAGAAGAACAUAAAAAUCAAGGUCCUUGGAAUUAUGUGAAACAACGCUUUUUAACAACAUUCAAACACUUAAGAGAUAUCCAGUAUGUUGGUCGCCCUUGUAGUGCUUCAACAGCAACUGGUUCCAAAGUUCAACAUGUUCGUGAAUUAAAUGAUUUAUUGAAUGAUGCCUUAUCCAUUUAAGUCAUCAAAUACCACAAAUAAAUAAAAACAUUUUAAA